Molecule: messenger RNA, 752 nt
Organism: Trichobilharzia szidati
Lineage: Eukaryota; Metazoa; Platyhelminthes; Trematoda; Strigeidida; Schistosomatidae
Source: the annotation of a GenBank genome assembly
AUACUAUUUUAAUAGCUCGGAUGAUAGAACGCAACAGACGGAGACAGAUAAUUUCUGACAAAGAAAUAGAAAAAUUAGGUAUAGAUAUUGCUGUAGCGCAUAUGGUAUGUCGUCUAGGGGGACGUGUCCAACUUGUUGGCCAAACUGAAUGGAUUCAGUCUUACUAUGGGAUACCUCCGAUUUUACCAAAUAAAUAUGAUGAUAAAUUCCUGCUCCAAACAAUUGAUCUGUCAGGUACUAGUAUUGUGUAUGAAGGCUUGGAAUUCUUACCUUGUUUAACCCAUCUACAAUAUUUACGAAUGAGAAGAUGUGUAUAUCUUGAUGAUUUUUGUCUAUCAAGAGUUGGACGGAUCAAAGGAUUACAAUUUCUAGAUGUUAGUGAGUGUCCUAGUCUGACUUCAAAAGGUCUAGCUACAUUGGCACAAUUAAAAGAUUUACGUCGUUUAAUCGUUAGCGGUAAUCCACAAAUUAAAGAUAAAGAAUUAGUCUGUCUACUACUUGAAGAUGAUUUACCAAAAGUGUACAUAGAUGGAGUAGAUUAUAUCGGUCAAUUGCCUAGUGAAUCAAAAGAGAAAAUUCUUCAAUUAGUAGCAGGAUCUACUACUACGACAACAACAACAGCAGUAGCAACAACAACCACCACAACAACAAGUGAUGGUGAUGAAGAGAUGAGUGUUCAUCAACUACCAGAGAAGAUACAAGAAGGCGAAGAAGAGGAAGAAGAGAAGGUGAAUGAAAAAAGGUAUAUUUAA